AUGGAAUCACAGUAUGGACAACCAGAGUCGCCGAUGGAGCAGGAUGACAUUCCCUACCCGUGUAUGGGUUGCGGAGAGAUCCUGGAGGAAGGAAAAGCCUUUGAACUUUCUGGACAACGAUGGCAUAUCGACUGUUUCCGAUGCAGCACUUGCAACACCCUUCUCGACUCGGAUGCCCACCUCCUUCUACUCGGCGAUGGCUCGUUGAUUUGUAGCAGCUGCACCUACAGCUGCUACUCGUGUGGCAACAAGAUUGAAGACUUGGCCAUCCUCACCGGUGAUCAAGCGUUUUGUGCCCAGUGUUUCCGGUGCCGUAACUGCAAGCGAAAGAUCGAAAACCUACGCUAUGCUCGAACAUCUCAAGGAAUAUUUUGUAUGGACUGUCAUGAGUCUCUAAUGCAACGCAGGCGGAAGAAAAAAGCCACAGCGGCCAGUAAAAGGCCAGGGGGACCGGGGGUCAAGCUGGAUAAGUCGUUGCCUUCGCUGCCACCCAGUUUUGAAGAAACCCGGUCCCUAGAGGAAACCCCAAGCGAGGGCUAUGUAGAGGCUGCAGCAGAGGCCAUGGCUGGCAAGGACGCUGAUGGAGGUCAAUCGGAAGCCUCUCUUUCUCGCCCAACUACCGCCCAAGACAACCUUAUUCUUCCCUCUAGUACCUACCGAAGCAGCCGUCUCUUGAGUUCACAGCGUGAUAAUGAUGCAGACGCCGGUGGAGAACUGUUAAUCCCCCUCGCCUUCGACCCCUCCGAGAGCCAACGGUCUUCACGGAGACAAUCACAAGCAAUACAGGAGCUGCCUCGUGAUUAUUUUGGCCAAUUUCGAUCUGGAGAUUCAUCAAUCAAGGUGUCCCGUGACGACAAUGAACCUCCCUCCCACACCACAGAUUCAUCUGCUCAUAUUGCGUAUCAAGAGAAGGGCUGGGAGCGCACGGAUACGGAUUCCGCUCGACGUGACUUGGAAGGGGUCAAUGGCUCAAAGGCACCUCCCAAUGCUGAUCACAACAGAAUUGGAAAGAUUGAAUCUGCUCGCAGCUCGAGAUCGGAUCUGCCAUUGGCAUUGAGGGAAACCAGUGCUUUUUCGGGUGCAACAAGCCCCACCAGUACUCGUUCAAAGGACGAUGCCGCCCGACAUACCCCUCUGGACAGUAUUGCCCCACGUCCAUCUGGCGAGCUGCGCAGGCUCCACGAACAUGGCUCAGGGGACUCUUCCCGGUCUCAACUCCCUAGUCAUUCGGCUCACAUUCCCAAGCGAGGUGACUCUCUUGAAAGCAAGGCUUAUCAGAUUCCGCGGAAAGAGAUGGGGGCAUCUCCUAGUUCCUCAACAUAUGGUUCGCCCAAACUGCCUGAGAUGGGCUUUGAGCAACCGAAGCAGAAUAUCACAUCAGGAGAUACAUCUCUGUCUGACACUCGGCGGCCCUUGGACAGCGCCGGCUCGCCGUCCCUACCCCAGUACACCAGCAACAGUGAUUUCUCUCAGGACGAGGAUCUGGCACGAUUUAUUGGAGGUGACAUGAGCGACUCCCUCCUGCGAUUCCGCACUACCUCAAAUGCAUCCAACCGUCAUGGCCGGAGUAUGAGCGAGAAGAGUGUGCGGACCAGCAAAGACAUUAAUAGUCGAGCGGCCAAUGGAAUAGGUAGCACCGAUAUUGGAAGCCCUUCCGGUAGCCAGUCUGAAGAACUGGCCUGGCUUCGGAGCGAAUUGAGCAAGGAGCGCCAGCGUAUCUCCGAGAUGGAGAACGCUCUUCGUGCCACUGCGGACGUGAAACAGGUCAACACUGAGCUCUCAGAGAAGCGGUCAACCAUGGUUGUACUGGAUGCGCAACGAGAGAUUGUUUUGCGUGAACUUACCGUGCUCACGGAUCAUAUCGAGUCGGAGAAACGGGGUGGCUCUGAUGCACCUUUGGAUCUUGGGAAGCUUUCGAAUCAUGUUCUGCGGGAGCUUGCAGAGUCAAUCCACAAGCUGAAGGCUUCCUAUACUCCUCAAAUUGAGGAGCUUAUCCAAAAGCGCAAUGACCUAAAUGAGGAACUCACUGAAAUUCACCGUAAGAAGGAAAAGGCCUUCCAGGAAUUUGAGCAGUUGUCUUCCAAGAAUGCUCAAUUGGCUGAGCUCAACAACCAAUUGGUACACCAGAUCCAGGAGCUAUACAAGACCAACAAUGAUCACCGUGGUCCAAAUGGUCUGGGCAUAUCGCACAACAAGGACCGGUCUAUCACUUCGAUUGAGGCGAUGAAGCCUGGAAGCAGCCACGAGAUUGCCACAUCGAUCUCGACUGCUCAUAUGCACGAGGACGGUGAGCCCGCUACUGCCACUGUGGUGCCCGGUCCGCAGGUUGUCAGUAUUCGCAAGGGCAAGUUCAACUGGAAGAAGGGUGGUCAGAACGUCGCCAAGGGUGUCAAAGGUCUCAAGGGAGCAUUUAUGGGUAGUGAUGAACCUGGUGGUCUGCCCCGUUCACAAACCCAAGACCCCAGUCGUCAAGGCUUUGGCUUCUUUGGAAACCAGAGGAGCAGACCGGCAGGUAAAAUGUCGCAGGCCGAUAGUGUGUCAGCACUCUCUGAUCCCGUGGGUAAUCUCUUUGGAGUAGACCUAGAGGCUCGCAUGGAACACGAAAAGAGCAUCAUUCCUGCCAUUGUCACUCGAUGCAUUCAGGAAGUUGAAUUGCGAGGUAUGGAUAUGGAAGGCAUCUACCGCAAGUCGGGUGCUGCGUCCGCCAUCCAAGGCAUUCGUGAAGGCUUUGAGCGCACACCAUUCGAUUACGAUAUCUCUGAUCCAGAUCUUGACAUCCACGCCGUCACUUCUUGCCUCAAGCAGUAUUUCCGAAAGCUGCCUAACCCUCUCAUCACAUACGAAGUCUACGAGCUGAUUAUUGAAUCUGGAGAAAUCACCGAUCCAUCUACCCGGAUUGAUGUCCUGGUUAAGGGGUUGCGAGAACUUCCCCGUGCACACCAAGAUGUGCUCGAAUUCCUCAUGUUCCACCUGCAGCGCGUCGUUGAGCGCCAGGAGGAGAACUUGAUGACAUGCCAAAACAUUGCCGUCGUUUUUGCCCCGACCAUUAUGAGGCCCGAAAGUCUGGCCCGGGAAAUGACGGACGUGCAGAAGAAGAAUGAUGUUCUCAAGUUCAUGGUUGAGAACGUUAAUGAGAUAUUCAUGGAAAUGUCUGGCUAG
Penicillium odoratum is the source of this 3159-nucleotide messenger RNA. RefSeq lists its product as uncharacterized. Gene Ontology annotation, biological process: regulation of GTPase activity; signal transduction. The transcript is spliced from 5 exons. Gene Ontology annotation, cellular component: cytoplasm. NCBI's taxonomy places the organism in Eukaryota, Fungi, Ascomycota, Eurotiomycetes, Eurotiales, Aspergillaceae. The record is from RefSeq and is a predicted model, not a curated record. Bases 1 to 3159 code for a protein of 1052 amino acids.